This is a messenger RNA of Hemiscyllium ocellatum (epaulette shark), 2971 nucleotides long. It is a transcript of the gene ranbp3b, whose product is annotated as RAN binding protein 3b. The transcript is spliced from 18 exons. Lineage: Eukaryota; Metazoa; Chordata; Chondrichthyes; Orectolobiformes; Hemiscylliidae. Gene Ontology annotation, molecular function: GTPase activator activity. Gene Ontology annotation, biological process: protein export from nucleus. The coding region runs from base 30 to 1745 and encodes 571 amino acids. Gene Ontology annotation, cellular component: nuclear pore; cytoplasm. The record is from RefSeq and is a predicted model, not a curated record.
GGUAUUGUGGGGACGCGGAGAAUCCUAAAAUGGCGGAUCUAGCAAACGAAGAGAAACCUGCCAUUGCUCCACCUGUUUUUGUAUUCCAGAAAAACGAGAAAGGACAGAAGGAAAAACUUGAACCAAUGACCUCAACCACACCGCCGUCAAACAAGAGGCCAGUAGAUGCCUCAAGUCCUGAAGACGCAGAAGAUUCUGACAGAGAUGAUGGUAACUAUCCUCCACCUGUGAAAAGAGAGAGAUCAUCAUCUUUUACACAGGUGUUCCCACCUGCGCAGCCAGUUCCAAAGAAUAAUGUCUUUAUGCCAUUGAGUUUCUGCCAGGCAGCGGCCAGCAACUCUGACUCGGAACCAGACGAGAAGAAUGUUGGCUUUCGGCUGAAACCUCCAACUUUAAUCCAUGGCCAGGCUCCCAGUGCUGGUCUUCCUAGUCAGAAGUCCAAGGAGCAGCAGCGGAGCGUCCUACGUCCAGCUGUCCUGCAGCCACCCCAGCAGAAGUCCUUUACACAAAACGUUGCCAGCAGUGGCACCAAUGGUGUGAGCAAACAAACCGAAGAAGGUAUCACAGCCCCUUCUGUAACUCUGAACAACACAUCAGAUGAAGAGACGACACCAAUCAACAGUUCUGCAGCCACACCUAGUUAUAUGGAGAAUACAAAGCUAGCUGAAUCGUCAGAGUCCAAGAGCAGCUGUGAAGUAGAUGAGAAGGAAGAAAAGUUGGAUAGCCAGGAGCAACCCGAACAGCUUAUGGAACAGACGAACUUCGUGUUUGGGGAAAAUCUUCAAGACAGAGUGAAGAUGAUGGAGGGCAGUGAUUUUACAUGUCCUCUGAAGCAAAGUUCUGCGGAUGGAGAAACAUUGCCAGCAACCAACUACUUCCUCCAGUACAUCAAACAAAACACGGCAAAUCUGUUGGACUCUGGAGAAAAUGCAGAUAGUAAUGCACGAAGUGCCAAGUUUGUGUUUGGGGAGAACAUGAGUGAGCGGGUAUUGAGCUUACCACGAGCAGGUGAUGUGAGCAUUGAAAGCAACAAAGAGCAGCUAUUUGGAGAAAAUGUACCUGUUCCAUCAGGAUCUCUUCCUGAACCAUUACCGGAAGCUACAUCUGAGAAAGCUACUGACUGGUUAGCAAACAAUGUGACUGAAUCACUAGAGGAAUCAGCAGCUGCUUACACCAAAGCAACAGCCAAGAAAUGUUUGUUGGAAAAGGUGGAAGUUAUCACUGGUGAAGAAGCUGAGAGUAAUGUCCUGCAGAUUCAAUGCAAGUUAUUUGUGUUCGACAAGACAUCACAAUCCUGGGUAGAAAGGGGAAGAGGUCUCUUGAGACUCAACGAUAUGGCAUCUGCUGAUGAUGGAGCCUUGCAGUCAAGGCUAGUGAUGCGGACUCAGGGCAGCCUUCGAUUAAUUCUAAAUACUAAACUCUGGGCCCAGAUGCAAAUUGAUAAAGCAAGUGAGAAGAGCAUUCGAAUCACAGCCAUGGAUGCUGAGGACCAGGGUGUCAAAGUCUUUCUCAUAUCGGCCAGUUCAAAGGAUGCAGGGCAGCUAUAUGCAGCACUACAUCACCGCAUUUUGGCAUUGCGAAGUCGUUGUGAGCAGGAGCCAGAACCUCCAUGCAUAGUCUCAGAGGCAGGGGUAACACAGUCAAAUGAGGAAGAUAGUGAUGAUGACGAUGAGGUUAUUGUUCCUGCAACAGCAACAAGUGGCCCAUGUGACACAGAUGACAAACAGACUACAGGAAGCACAUAGCAACAUUGGAACUAAUCCGCUUGCAAGGUUUCUGCUCCAGGGUCUCGCAGGCACCUCUGUGGACACCCCAGACCAGUGUUUUUUUUAGGCAGUGUUGAAGAUGAACUCCAGACUGGGCCCAGCACAGCUCACUGGCGGCCUGUGCCUUCCUAUUCUUGUGUUUUGUCUGAAUUAAUGGAUUUCACACCGUUAAACUGAGAAGCUGCUGAUUUUCAGUUUGGGAUGCAGAGUCUCAUCAUAUUGAUGAGUGAAACUUGCUCUCUGUCUCUAGAAUAACUCAGCAAGGCACUUCAAUUUUCCCAUGGGACUUGUCUAUUCAGUACAGCCAGUGUGCACGAAGUUCUGGGUUGUAGUUACCAGUGUCUGUCUCUCUUGCACACCUACACAUAUACACAUUUUAUACUCUGGCGGAUGAGUGCACAGAGGUCAGAUUUUGCAACUUACAAGUGGAGAAUUUGCCAGGAUUGCAUCUCAAAGCAGCUGUAAUAUUAACAGACUUUGACUUAUAAUGGACUUUUAGGCAAAGAGCGCCCAUUUCUCAUUUUUCCAAUGUUAUUACCGGGAUUUGUGUUGUGCUGUUUUUUUUUAAUUUCUUUAAAGAGUUAUGCUUGUGUGUUCACAGAAUCCUGCAAUUCAGGCUUUUUUGUACACAUUAAUGUUUUUGUUCUUGAAGGAACCAAGAACGUUGGUAAAUUUGGGGGGGAAGAACACGGAGAUGCUGGGAGGUUACUGAGCUGUAAAUUAAAGUGUGCUUUUCCCUUUACCUGUCUACUUGCUUUCGCAAGCCUUGGAAGCGGAAAUGUAAUAGUUAAAUUUUAGCACAGAAACAAUUAGUAUGUAAUGUUUCCUUGUUCAAAAAAAAAGACAAAAAACCUCCAAUUUAUUUUUCUGUUUAUUUCUUCAGAAGCGCUCCAUGUAGUUUGGGGUUGGAUCUGCGUAGGUCAGUUUGUGUUUUCUCUGUCUCUGUAGUUAGUCCUUUUUGGACUGAUAGUAGCUUUCUUUACACUGAAUAGUUGAAAGUUCUGAAACAAAAAUAGAAUAAAACCCAUCCUGUCCUCUCCCACCCCCUCCCAACAGGACCGAGCUGGAAAGUGGUUACUUUCUGCUAAAGCCUUAGCUCCUAGAGGAAAUCAUUACUGAUGUGGUUGAAAAGUUUGUGUAAGAUUACUAUAUCAAAAUGUAUUUCUGAAUUACAUUAAACAUUUAACAAAACACUUUAUGUUACA